UAAUUAUUUGUGUAUCUGGAGUCUUAAUACCAAAAUUUUCUUCAAUCAACAAUCUAAAUAAUAAUGAUUCAACCAAAAUUGACGAAAAUAUAGUUGUAUAUACUCCCAAAAUUGAUGCUGUUUUGAAAAAAUUGGCAUUAUCCAUUCAAUCUUCUACUCCAGUCAUGUUAAUUGGCAAAGCUGGCUCAGGGAAAACUUUUUUAAUUAACCAUUUGGCUCAAAAAAUGUCUUAUGAUAAUUCCAUGGUAAAAAUUCACCUUGGAGAUCAAACUGAUGUCAAAUUAUUGCUCGGAACAUAUACCUCAGGAAAAGAAUCCGGUUCAUUUGUAUGGAGAGCUGGUGUUCUUACCACUGCAGUAAAAGAAGGACGCUGGAUACUAAUUGAAGAUAUCGAUAAAGCCCCUACAGAUGUGCUAUCUAUUUUAUUAACUUUAUUAGAAAAAAAAGAAUUGACUAUUCCUUCUAGAGGUGAGGUUAUCAAAGCAAAGAAUGGGUUUCAAAUAUUUUCAACCAUCAGAAUAAAUAAAGAAUUCAAUGAAAAAAGCCUCCAAAAUCAUAUUCCAGACUUGAUUGGUUUGAGAUUAUGGAAUUUGAUUGAAAUGGAAGAAUUGAAUAAAGAUGAUCUAAAAAAAAUUUUAAACUUAAAAUAUCCAUUAUUAAUAAAUUACUGUACAAAAUUUAUUGAAAUGUUUAAAAAUAUUGAAGAAAUCUAUCUUAAGACCUCAUUUAUUGGAUUUAAUAAGGGCUCGCACUUGAGACUCAUUUCUGCAAGAGAUCUAAUGAAGUUUUGCAACAGGGUUAAUUUAAUCUUUAAAAACUAUAAAGUGACGGACCCUGAUCAAAUGAUUGAGUCCUCUGCUUUUGAUGAAAUAUUCUGUGAAGCGGUUGAUUGUUUUACAAGUUCCAUUAGCGAAUCCAAAGCAUUGGCAAUAUUAAUUAAUUCAAUUGGCAGAUCACUUGAAAUUUCUACUUCGAGAAUAGAAUUAUAUCUAAAAAGAAAUGUGCCGAAAUUCUCCAAUAAUCAGCUAACUCUUUCAAUUGGGAGAGCGUAUUUAGAGAAAUAUAACAGCUAUCAGAUAAAUAACAAAAAUAUUGACGAUAGCUCAUUUGCUUUCACCAAUCAUUCUUUGAAAUUAAUGGAACAGAUAGCAGUAGCAGUACAAAUGGUAGAACCAAUAUUAUUGGUCGGUGAAACUGGUACAGGUAAAACCACUGUUGUACAACAACUCGCAAAAUUGAUUAAUAAAAAUAUCAUUGUGAUUAAUGUUUCUCAACAAACAGAAACUUCUGAUUUAUUGGGUGGAUUUAAACCAUUGAAUAAUAAAAUGAUCAUAUUGUCAUUACAAGAAAAUUUUCAUUCUUUGUUUUCUCUUACAUUUUCAUCAAAGAAAAAUGCAAGUUUUUUGAAUAUAUUAACAAAGGCUUUUAAUAAGAAUAAUCAUAAAAGAGUAAUAAAAAUUUGGAGGGAAGCGAUAAAAAUGGCCAAAACCGCAUUGAAACAAAAUGGUCAGAAUUCUAAUAAAAACAAAAAAAGAAAAACAAACAAUUUGAAUGAUUGGCUUGAAUUUGAAAAUAAUGUCAAAAGUUUUGAACAAACCAUGUCGUCUAACCAAAAUAAGUUCUCAUUUGAAUUUGUAGAAGGCUCCUUAGUUAAAGCUGCAAGAAAUGGAGACUGGUUAUUGCUUGAUGAAAUCAACUUAGCUUCUCCGGAUACUUUAGAAAGCAUUUCAGAUCUUUUAAAUGAAUCAUCUCAGGGCAGAUCAUUAAUGAUUACUGAGAAUGUUGAUAUAGUCAAAGUUCAUAAAGAUUUCAGAAUCUUUACUUGCAUGAAUCCUGCAACAGAUUUUGGGAAAAAAGAUUUGCCAUUAAGUAUACGUUCUAGAUUCACAGAAAUCUAUGUUCAUUCACCCGAUAAAGAUAUUGAUGAUUUGUUGACUAUAAUUGAAAAGUAUAUUUCAAGAUUUGCUAUAAACGAUGAGUUCAUAUGUACUGAUAUUGCUCAAUUGUAUAUGCAAGCUAAAAAUUUGGCUGAAUCAAACAAAAUUAUUGAUGGAGCAAAUCAAAAACCACAUUUUAGUAUUAGAACAUUAACUAGAACCUUGAUUUAUGUGCGUGAAAUUGUUCUUAUAUAUGGACUAAGAAGAGCGUUGUAUGAGGGGCUUUGCAUGAGUUUUUUAACAUUGUUAGAUGAAAAAUCCAAUGAAGUCUUACAGCCAUUGAUUCUUAAAUAUACAUUAGGAAGAUUAAAGAAUCAAAAAUCAGUUUUGAGUCAAAUACCACCAGCACCAGUUCCAAAUCAGAAAUAUGUCCAAUUCAAGCAUUAUUGGAUUAAAAAAGGACUUUUCAAAGUAAUUGAUCAACCUGACUAUAUUAUAACACCUUUUGUUGAAAAAAAUAUGCUUAACUUGGUUAGAGCCAUUUCUGGAAAGAGAUUUCCUGUUUUAAUUCAAGGUCCCACCUCAAGUGGUAAGACGAGUAUGAUCAAAUAUUUAGCUAACAUCAGUGGGCAUAAGUUUGUUCGUAUAAAUAACCACGAACAUACUGAUUUGCAAGAAUAUCUAGGAACCUACUUGUCAGAUGAUUCUGGAAAGCUUGUGUUUCAAGAAGGGGUUUUGGUUGAAGCAUUGAGAAACGGCUAUUGGAUUGUGCUUGAUGAAUUGAAUUUAGCACCAACUGAAGUUUUGGAAGCCUUAAACAGAUUGUUAGAUGAUAAUAGAGAAUUAUUUGUGCCUGAAACACAAGAGGUAAUUAGACCACACCCAGACUUUAUGCUUUUUGCUACCCAAAACCCCCCCGGUGCUUAUGGUGGAAGAAAAAUAUUGUCAAGAGCCUUUCGAAAUAGAUUUCUUGAACUUCAUUUUGACGAUAUUCCACAAAGUGAGCUUGAAAUCAUUCUACGUGAUAGGUGUCGCAUUGCACCAACAUAUGCUAAAAAAAUUGUUGAAGUGUAUAAACAAUUAUCCAUACAACGUCAAUCAACGCGUUUAUUUGAGCAAAAAAACAGUUUUGCUACUCUUCGUGAUUUAUUUCGUUGGGCUCAGCGUGAGGCUAUUGGUUAUGAGGAAUUAGCAGCAAAUGGUUAUAUGCUUUUGGCUGAAAGAGUUAGAAGAAGUGAAGAAAAAAAAGUCGUUCAAAAAGUAAUUGAGAAUGUCAUGAGAGUGAAGUUAGACAUGGAGAAUGUUUAUGCCAAAUUGUAUAAUCCAGAUAUAAUGAAUUUAAAAAGUUCUGUUGUUUGGACUAAAACAAUGAGAAGAUUGGUUGUAUUAGUCUCCACUGCCUUAAUCAAUAAUGAACCCAUAUUGCUUGUCGGCGAAACUGGAUGUGGAAAAACAACAGUUUGUCAACUUUUAGCUAGGUUCUAUGAAAAAAACUUGGUUACAAUCAAUGCUCAUCAAAACACAGAAACUAGCGAUAUAUUGGGUGCACAGAGACCUGUACGUAAUAAAAGUGAAUUGCAAUCUUCGAUAGUGGAAAAACUAAAUUUUAUUUUCAAUAAGUUGAACAUUGAUAUAUCAAACAUAAAGGAUUUAUCAGGCUUAUUAAAAAAAUUUGAUUUAAUAUCAAAAGAUGAAACCUAUAAAAAUGAAAUCGAUGUUGAAACCUUGAAUUUUAUUAAAAAUUGCAAACAAAAUUUGAACAUAUUGUUUGAGUGGUGCGAUGGACCACUAGUAAAUGCUCUCAAAGAAGGUAAUUUUUUUCUAUUAGAUGAAAUUUCUUUGGCAGAUGAUUCAGUUUUAGAAAGAUUAAAUAGUGUACUUGAGCCAGAACGAAACUUGUUGCUUGCUGAAAAAGGUUCUAUUGACACAAAUAUCACAGCAAAAGAUGGGUUUCAAUUUUUUGCAACCAUGAAUCCUGGAGGAGACUAUGGGAAAAAGGAGCUUUCUUUAGCACUUAGAAAUCGUUUUACCGAGAUAUGGGUUCCUUCCAUGGAUGAUUUUGAAGAUGUAAAACAAAUAGUUGUUUCCACUUUGGCAACUGAUGUUGAACAUUUAUCUAAACCAAUCACACUUUUUUCAGAAUGGUUUGGAAAAAGAUAUGGAGGAGGCAACGCAAAUAGUGGUGUUAUUUCGAUUCGUGAUAUACUAGCAUGGUGUAAUUUUAUUAAUUCAACAUACCAGAAAAUUGGUGCUAAACAGGCUUUGUUAAAUGGUGUUUCAAUGGUAUUUGUCGAUGCGCUUGGUACUAAUAAUACAGCAUUUUUAGCAGAAUCCAAAAUUAAAUUGGCUAGUGAAAAACAGGAGUGUAUUUCUAAGCUUGCUUUGUUAUCCAAUUUGGAAUUUGAUAAUAAUAUUAACGAUGGUUUUAAAGUUAUUGUAAAUGAUUCAUAUUUUACUUGUGGGUCAUUCCAAAUUGAAAUAAAAAAACUUGAAGCUGUGUCGUCUUUUAAUCUAGAUGCUCCUACAACUUCAAAAAAUGUCAUGAGAGUAAUUAGAGCCAUGCAGGUCAAAAAGCCUAUAUUGUUGGAGGGAAGUCCAGGUGUGGGAAAAACCAGUUUAAUUACAACAUUAGCCAAAGCAACUGGAAAUAAAUUAACAAGAAUCAAUUUGUCUGAACAAACUGAUUUAAUUGAUUUAUUUGGAUGCGAUGCUCCAGCAGAAGGUGGAUCAACCGGUGAAUUUACAUGGAGGGAUGCUCCAUUUUUAAGAGCCAUGAAAAAAGGAGAAUGGAUAUUGCUAGAUGAAAUGAACCUUGCCUCACAGUCUGUUCUAGAAGGUUUGAAUGCAUGUCUUGAUCAUAGAUCAGAAACUUUUAUUCCUGAAUUAAAUAAAACUUUUGUUUGUAAUCCAAACUUUGUUGUUUUUGCAGCACAAAAUCCUCAAUAUCAAGGAGGGGGAAGAAAAGGUUUACCAAAGUCAUUUAUCAACCGUUUCACUGUUGUGUAUGUUGACGUUUUAAACUCAACAGAUAUUUCAAUGAUUGUCAACCACUUAUAUCCAAAUAUGAAACCUGAUAUUUAUUCCGGUAUAAUCAAAUUUAUUGCUGAAAUUGAAGAUCAAGUUAUUAUUAAAAAGCAAUGGGGACACGAUGGAAGCCCCUGGGAGUUCAAUCUUAGAGACACAUUACGUUGGUUUGAAUUACUUAAUUCUAAAGGUAUAAGUUCUUGCUACAACCCCGAGGACUUUAUAAAAAUUGUUAUCAGUCAAAGGUUUAGACAAAAAAAAGACAGAGAAAAUGUUAACAGACUUUUUAAGAAAAUUUUUGGUCAUCUUCUUUAUCAUAGUCCAUACUUUAUACUUGGAGAAAAAUUUUUGCAGUCUGGAUUUUCUUUGAUACCAAGGAGAAGCAAAAUCCAGCAUUUCACCAAUAGUCACAUUCUUUCUUUAGGUUCAAAUCUGGAAAUUUUGGAGUCAAUGAUUAUGUCUAUUAAUAAUAAUUGGCCACUAAUUUUGACUGGACCUACAAAUUCUGGUAAAACUGAAAUUAUUCGAUAUUUGUCCUGUUGUGUUGGCUCAAAAUUAGUGGAGUUUUCUAUGAAUAGUGAUGUAGAUAGUAUGGAUAUAUUAGGUGGAUAUGAACAGGUUGAUCCUAUCAAAAAAAUCGUGUCUUUCACAACCAAACUAGAAACAUUUUUAAGACAGUAUAUUGCUGAAAGUAUUCAGACUUUACAAGCAUCUAAUGCCUCUGUUCAUUUAGCGUUUGAUAUUUUAAAUGAAGUUUUAUAUUCUUCAAUCACCAUGUCUGAUUUUGAGAACUUUCUCAGAAAAGUUGGUUCUCUUUCCACUUCUGUUUAUAAUAAAGAGCUUAAUGAUUAUAUUUCUGAAGGUUUAAGGCUUUACGAAGAGUUAAAAAACACCAAAACGGUGAAUUUUGAAUGGUUUGAUGGGCUCUUAGUAGAAGCAGUCUCAAAGGGUUAUUGGCUAGUGUUAGAUAAUGCUAAUCUUUGCACUCUGUCUGUUCUUGAUAGAUUAAACUCUUUAUUGGAAACAAAUGGUUCAUUGGUAAUCAAUGAAUGCAGUUUAGCUGAUGGCCAACCUAGAACAUUAGAACCACAUCCAAACUUUAGAUUAUUUCUUACAGUUAACCCCAAGUAUGGAGAAUUAUCUAGAGCUAUGCGUAACAGAGGUAUUGAAAUUUAUCUUGAUUGCUUGAAUAAUCGUUCAACUUCUUUUGAUUUGAAAUUGUUAGACCAGGUAUCUGAUUGUUCUUUGCCUAAAGACAAAGAUAUUUGUUUGAAUUUUGAAAAAUUAAAUAUCCAGGACUUUUCUUUUUCUAGAAAACCAAUUUCCUCAUAUAUCAAUUCAAAUGACUCGUUUUUUAGGGCUUGGUCUUUAAUGAUCGAUGCUUUUUAUUUUUCAUCAUCAGAAUUGGAAGAAGAAUUAAAUAAUGCAUGGAUUUCUUGUUUGCCCUUUAAGUUAUAUUCUUCUACUUCGGCAUUAGAAGCUACUAUCUUAUUUUCUUCUGAAUUUGAUAAAGCAUUGACUAAUAAUUUUUCAAAAUUAAGCGAAAAAUUGAAUUGUUUAACUGAAACCAAUCAAUUUUCCAAAUUUUAUGAUAGUUAUGCUUUUGCUAACAAAUUUGUGACAUCAAAUUUAGAAUUAGAUGUCAAUUUUUCACAAUAUCAAUCAGCCAACCUUUUUUUGAAUAAUUAUAUUUUUGAUGAUAUCAAUAAAAAGGUUAAUCUUCAAAACAAGUCUGAGCUUAUUUAUUUUUUCGAGCUUAUUUUCCACUUGCUUGAAUCAACAAAAAAAAUUAAAGCUAUUGAGCACAGAGCAAAAACUCUUGCUCCUUACACAUUGAAUCGUAUUGAAACAUCGGCAGCAAACUUUUUUGGUCGUGAGAUAAGAGAUAAUUUUAAAUUUCCUAUAUUCAAAUUGGUAGGAACUAUUCAUCAGUUGAUUAAAGAUACACUUCAAAAUACAUUUUCAAAAGAGCAUAAAUUUGAUAUGGAUUCUAUUUACAAAAGUUUGUUUGACUUAUAUGUUAUUUUAUCUUGUAUUUUUAUUUGCGAAGAUGAAGAAAAAUUAAGGGUCUUUUGUUUAUUGAUUAAUAAAUGGGUUCAAAGAUCUGUAAAGAGGUAUAAUAUAAAUGAUUCUUUCUUGAAAGAACUUCAACUAUUUAAUAGGGAUUUAGAAUUGUCAACAGGGAAUUCCAUGAAUAUUAUUUGGAAGCAUUUUAGAAAAGAAUAUCCCAUUUCGGAUAGUUCUUGGAAACAAUUUAAAGAUUUGGAGGUCCUAGGUAAAGAAUAUGAUUCUGUAUGUGAAAAAUUAUACGAGGAUUCUUCCAAAUCUAUAACUGAAUUGAAAAAAGUAAUUCUUAUAACACAAGAUCAAGUUGUCCAAAGUUUUAUUAAUUUUGAAGAUUUUUUGGUUAUAAAAAAUCAGUUGAAAAAUAAUAUAGAUAAGGCUUUGGAAGUUUCAAGUCUGUUUAUAAAUCAAAAAAACGACUAUUUUCAAGCAGAGUUUUAUUUAUUGCUAACUUUAAUGGAGUCUAAUAUAAUGUUAGAAAAAAAUAAAUUUAGUGUCUCUGAUGAGUUUUUCAAUUUAUCUACACUAUCUGGAAAAUCAACAAAAUCGAUUCGUCCUUAUAUUUCAAAUAAUAUCUUAAUUCCUUAUCCUGCUGUUUUGGAAUCAUUCUGGAUUUAUGAUUCUUCAUCUUAUAAAUCAAUUGUUUCAGAAGUGUUUAGUUAUUCAUUGUUUUCAAAUAUUUCUUUAAAAUGUUUGAAAUUUUAUCAAAUCCCCAGUUGCAAUCUUUUGCAAUCUUUAAGCGAGCUUAAUCUUUUAUCUAAAAAAGUUGUUGAAAAUUCUAACAUUGUUUUACAAAAUCAAUUGCAGGUUUAUAGACAGAUUUUGAUUAACUGGAUUAUUUCUAUUCUUCUUUCUCAUGAAGAAACAUUUUCUUUAGAACUUCAAAAAGAGUAUUGUGAAAUUAUCCUUGAGUUUAAAAACAAUCUUUCCAUGAAAACAAUUGAUAAUUUAUCACUAUUUGUUGGCCAAUCAAACAAUUUUAAAUUUGCUCAAAUAUUUAACCAAUUUUUUUUUUCGAUUUUGUCAGAGUUGUGUUUAAAUCAGCUAAGCUCUUCUGUUUUGGGAAAAUUAUGGGUUCUUUUUGGUUGUGCAACAGUACAGCUUUUUCUUCCAAGCUCUCCAUAUGAUCCUGCAAUUGAAGAUUAUGUAAAUUAUGAAGUUCAUAACAGGUACUCGGAUAUUAUAAACAAUAUUACUCAAUCAUGGGUAGAUAUAAGAACUGUUAUUAGUGGUGAUGAGCCAAUAGAAACUGAAAAAUAUAUUCCUAGACUUAAUGAACUAAAAGUUCCUGCCAAACCUAAGGUUUUUAGAAGUGAAGAAUCUAUUGGAGAUUUAUUUCAAGAAUGGAAAGCUUUUAUGUCAUCUUCUAUUGAUAUAGGGCCAAUAAAGUUGUUAUUAGAUGCUGCUUCUAAUAAUUCCAAAUUUUCAAACCAAAAAAUUGAAAAUUUCCAGUAUAAUUCCUCAGAGUUUUUAAAUCGUCUUGAAAAUAAUUUUGUGAUAUAUUCAGAUAUUAACGAUAUUCUAAAAGGUUUUAUUUAUUCAAUGAAGUUAGGUUAUGAUCUUAUUAAUAUAAAUCCUCAGAAAUCUUACAGUAUCUAUAACCCAUUGCACUUAAUUGGUAAUUCUGAUAUUUUGUUAAAUGUUUUGAGUGGCAUAAAAUCUUCUUCAGAUCAUGUUUUGUUAUUUUUUAUGAAAAUAUCAGAAUUUUAUAAAAUUAAUAAAAUCAAUAUUUGUUUAAAAGAUGUAUUAUUUCAGGUUUUUAAUUUACUUUACAAAAAUUGGAAGAUUGGCACAAUUCAAGAAAAACCUAAGAAUGAUGGUCUUUACAAAUACUCUGAUUUUGUUUUAAAUGAAGAAGACGAAAUUUUAGCUUUGUUUCCUGAGUACGAUAAUGAAGAUUUGCAAAAUACAUCUGAUCAGAUUGAUGAGACAAAAGAAAAGCUUUCCAAGAAAAUUGUUUUUUCAUACAUUGGAAUGUUUUUAGAUGAAAAAAAUAACAUGGAUAUAAGUGAAGUUGUAAAUGAGCUUUUAAGUCUCCAUAAUAAUUUGAAGGACAAAACCAUAUUAAAUGGAUCGGAUCCAUCGACUUUAAUGAUAUUGAUUUAUCAAAUUGAAAAUGUUUUAUUAUCCUAUGAAACCAAUAUCCAUGAUAAUGAUAUUGACUUUUAUUAUGGGUCUUGUCCUCAAGAACUUAAAAGAUCAAUCAAAAUUAUUGAGAAAUUACAGGGACGAAUCAAUGAUCUUUUAUUACAAUGGCCUGAACAUGCCACACUAGGAAUUAUAUUCAGAUCGUGUGAAGAGUUUUUGAAGUUUGCAAGCUCGACACCACUUGCAAGACUUAUUAUGAAGAUUGAACAGAUUUAUACGCACAUUGUUGAAUGGGAAAAGUAUGCACAUCAAAAAAUUUCUUUAAAGUUGCAAAUGAAUGAAAUAAUUGAAUUGAUUGUCUCAUGGAGAAGAUUGGAGUUGAAAUCUUGGAAAUCGUUAUUUGAACAUGAAGAACAAGCUCAAAAUAACGAUUUAUCCAAAUGGUGGUUGCACCUAUUUGAAGUUUUGAUUCUUCCAGUCACUAAAGAAACCGAAAAAAGUCCUUUGGAGUUUGUUUCAGUUCUUGCUGGGUUUUUGUCUCAAUCUUUGUAUGGACAAUUUUCCAGUCGAUUAAAAUUGUUAAAGGCAUUUUACAAUCAUAUGAAACUUUAUGCUAUCAAUGCUAUUUAUUUAAACCCACUUUAUAAUCUUAUAGGAUUCUUUGAAAAUUUUGAACCACAGAUAACAACUUAUAUUGCUAAAGGAAAAAAGAAGUUGGAAAAAGACAUGAACGAAGUGAUUGUUCUAGCAAGCUGGAAAGAUGUUAAUAUAGAUGCUCUCAAACAAAGUGCUCAUAAGUCUCAUAAAAGUCUUUACAAAAUUGUCAGAAAAUAUAGAGAUCUUUUGUCUAAGCCAAUUGCAGAAAUCAUUGAAAAUGGAUUACCAAAAUCGUUGAAAGACUCCAAAAGUAACACUAAUUUUUCUUUUGGUGUUAAAUCAGCUCAAUUGAAUCAUGGAAGCAAUGCCAAUAUUGAAACUUUGAAAAAAUUAAGCACCUGGAAAUCGCUACCCAAAAUUUUUGAAAACACAGAGAAAUUAGAUGAAAAACUUUUAGGCUUUAAUGAAAAAUUCAAUUUGGAAGAUUUUCCAAAUUUAUAUGAGUUUGCAACUGAUCUUAAAGAAAAUAUGGAUGCAUUGAGAAAAGAAACAUAUAGUCAAAAAGAAACCAAAGAAAAAAAGGGAUCAUCAAGAGCAAGAAAAAUGAGAUUAUUGAAUGAUACAAUUAAACAAUUGAAAAGAUUUGGUUUAAAGGUUAAUAUUAGAGCUGAUAUUCACAAAAUGCAAACCUCGUCUAUUCUAAUUUUAAGUCAAAUAAAAUCAUUUGAAGGGACUCUGUUAGAAAAACUAGAUAAAUAUUUUUUCAGAAUUAUUGAUUUAUUACCUCGGUUGAGAAAUUCUGUAAUAAAUUGCAAUGAAAGUGCUCCUAAAGCUGAAAUUCAAAAAGGACUAGCAAUAAUCCAAAAUCUUGUUUUCAGUUUAAAUAAUUUUAGAAAACCUUUGAGUAAAUUAGCAUUUUUCAAAGAGGAAUUUGAAUCCACACUUAGUACAUUUAAAAAUAUAUCUAAAUUACCUAAUGAUGGUGAUUUUUUAAUUGGUUGUAAUGAAAUUAAAAUUAAUGAUGAAAAUUGCAUAUUUAUAGCCCAGAGUUUCAUUCAUGUUUUGAGUCUUUCAAUUAAGAUUAUCAAUUCUUCGACAAAAUUUGCUCCUAACAUUCAAAGCAGUACACUUGUUGAUAUAAUAAUUUUUGCUAAAAAUGCAAUGUCUGAAUUUUUAGAAAAAUUUCAAAAGAAUAACUUUGAAAUAUAUUAUAAUUCAAAUAAAUUAGCCAUUGAACAAUUUAAUUAUUGCAUAGACAUUUUGAAAAACAAGCUUGAGAAUUGGAAAUCCAAUAGCAAUAAUUUAAAUUAUAUUGCCAAUACAUUAUUGGACUGGUGUGAAUCAAAGAUAGGUGCUUUAAAUUCAAUUAAUAUUGUUUCAAUAAAUCAAGAAAAUAUUGAAGAAUUGUUUAAAAAGCAUAUUAAUAUCUCUACAUUAAUUAUUUUAAGUUUCCAGGAAAUAAAUAAAUUAAGAGAAACUGAAGUUGCAUCGGAAGAUGACGAUAAAUGGUUUAAUAAAAUAGAAGAAAAAUUCAAUCGAUACUAUUCAUCGCUUAAUUUUAAAAAAAUUAAUUAUCAUUUAUGCAAAUAUCUUGAGCAAAUAAGUAAGAUGAAUCAAAAUAAAGAAACUUCAAGAAUUUUAAGUUUAAUUUUCUCCUUUUUUUAUCCUGUUAUUGAUAGAUAUUAUGAGUUAGUUCAAAUUAUUUGCAAAAAAUUUAGCGAAAAUUACUUUUACACAAGUAAGGCUUCAUAUUUAUUAUCCAAUGCGCUUUAUGAUGUUUCAAGUAAUGGGUUUUGUACUUCAGAAGAAGAUGAAGAUGAAGAUGAAAAGGAGUCUGAUGAUGUUGAAAAUGGAACUGGGUUAGGUGAUGGAAACACUGAAGGUGCAUCAAACAGUAAUAAGGAUCUAGAUGAAGAAGAUCUAGAUGAGGAUGCAUUGGCCUCGAAUAAGGAAAAUGAAAAGCAAGAUAAUGACGAUAAUCAAGAUGAAGAGGACAAUGCAGCGGAGAUUGAUGGAGAGAUGGGAGGUGAAAUGGAAGAAGCUCCAGAUCAAAAUCAAGAUGAUGAAGAAAAUGAAAAGGAUGACAAAAAUGAAGAUAGUGAUCUUGAAGAAGAAUUGGACAACAUUGAUGAUUUAGAUCCAAAUGCAAUUGACGAGAAAAUGUGGAAUGAUGAAAAAGAUGAGGAUAUUAAAGAGAAAGAAUCCAAUGAUUUACCCGAAAAUGAGCAGGGAGAAAAAGAAAUGCAAGGAAAAGACGAAGAUGAGGAUAUUGAUGUUGAAAAGAAAGAUGAACAAAAAGAGAGAGAAAAAGGAAAUGAUAAAUCUAGUGAAGAAACAGAUGAAAAGGAAGAAGACGAAGAGGCAAGCGAUAUUGAUGAUGUAGGAGAACAAGAGGAUGAAGUUAAAAAUGCUGAGAAUGAAGAUAAGCUUGAUGAUAAUGUUAAAGAAUCUGAAGUUUUAGAAAUUUCUAAUGAUUUGAAUCUUGAUGAUGAGGAUGAAAAAGACAGUGAGAAUGAGAAUGAAAACAAUGAAGACGAUGAAGUAGAAUUUGAGGAUGGUCUCGAUAAAAUGAUGGAAGAAGAUUCUAAGGAUACAAACCAAGAUAAUAAGGAUGAAAAUAAUGAAAGUGAAAAUGAGGAUGAAUUAGUCAAUUUGGAAAAUCAUGUCAAUGAGGAUAAAGAAGAUAAUGAAGACAAUAAAAAUAAUGAAAAUAAUGAUGAUGAUAUAGGUAAAGAUGAAAUGAUGGAUAUUGAUAAAGAAAAUCCAAAGAAAGAGAAUGAUAAAGAUGAUAAAGAUUAUUCCAAAGAGCCUAAUAUUGAAGGAUUAGACGGAUUGGAUGAAGAAGAUAUUAAUGAUAAAGAUAAGGAAGAUGCAUCAGGGAAACAAAAUUUUGGUGAACAAGGAGAAGGAAGUGAUAUGGAAGUUGAUAAUGAAGAAGAAAAUUUGGGAAUGAAUCAAGGAAUUAGUAAAAGCAUUGAAAAUAAAGACAAAGAAGAAGAGAAAGAAAAGGACAAAUUGAAAGAAGAGAAUGGUGAGGAUAAUUUCAAUCAAAAUGACCAAGCUCGUGAAGAUAUCAGUAAAUCAUUAAAAGAACUUGGAGAUUCUUUAAAGGAGUUUUACCGUAGAAAUAAAGAAAUUCAAGAAGCUAGUAAUAAGGAAGAUGAAAAUGAUAAAGACAAUAAUGAAGAAAAAUUAAAUGAAAAGCCAGAUGAGUUUGAGCAUUUAAAUGGUAGAAACUCUGAGAACGAUACCCAAGCAUUAGGAGCAGCAAAUAAAGAAGAAAUUCGAUCUAUCGAUGAAGAUAAAGUCAUUGAAGAAAUGGAAGAGGAUUAUAGAAAAGAAGAUUUGGAUAAAAAAAGAAAGGAAAUUAAUGAUAAAGACAAAGUCGAUGACAAAGAAAAGAAAUUGGAGGAUGUUGUGUAUGAUGGGACAAAUAAAGGGGAUGGAAUAGAGGAUAAGAACGAUAAGAAUGAAGAUGAAGAGACCCAAAAAGAAAACGAUGAUUUGAUGAUAGGCGAACAAUUAAGACUUGAUGAAGAGCUGGAGGAAUCUGAUGAGGAUGAAAGAGAUCUUUGGAAUGAUAAUGAAAAUGAGAAUCAGAGUAAGAAUAUAGAAGAUGAGAACACUGAGCCAGUUAUUCCGAUUGAAGAUAGUCGCGAGAUUUGGAGACAGUGUGAAAUGAAUACUCAAGAGUUAUCAGGCAGGUUAUGCGAACAGUUGAGAUUAAUUUUGGAACCAACAUUAACAAGUAAAUUAAAGGGAGACUAUAGAACUGGAAAAAGAUUAAAUAUGAAGAGAAUUAUUCCAUAUAUUGCUAGUGAUUUCCGAAAGGAUAAGAUUUGGUUAAGAAGAAAUAAACCCAGUAAGAGACAAUACCAGAUUAUGAUUUGUAUUGAUGACUCCAAGUCUAUGGUUGAAAGCAAAGCAGACAAGUUGGCAUUUGAGAGUAUAUGUUUGGUUUCUAAAGCGUUAAAUCAAUUGGAAAGUGGAGAAUUGAGUAUUAUUAAAUUCGGAGAAAAGAUUCGAGUUUUGCAGGAUUUCAAGGAUACAUUUUCAAUAGAAAAGGGAGCUAGGAUCUUGCAAUGGUUUGGGUUUGACCAAACAAAAACCGAUGUGAAAAUCUUGAUCGAGGAGAGCAAGAAAAUAUUCAACGAAAACCGAAGAAGAUUGCAGAACCAGGAACUAUGGCAAUUGCAGAUUAUCAUUUCGGAUGGUGUGUGUGAGGACCACGAAAGCAUUCAGAGGAUGGUUCGCCGGUGCAAGGAAGAGAAAAUCAUGGUUGUGUUUGUGAUUAUCGACAGCAGAUCGAGCGACAGCAGCAGUGGGAAAGAGUCGAUCUUGGAGAUGAGCCAGGUGAGAUAUGUGAUGAACAAUGGAACAACCAGCUUGAAGAUCAACAAGUACCUCGACAGCUUCCCCUUCGAGUUCUACGUGGUGGUGCGCAACAUCAGCGAGCUUCCCGAGAUGUUGUCGAUUAUCCUCCGACAGUACUUCAGCGAGCUUGCCAACGUGUGAGCAUUGUGAGCAUUGAUAUAAGUGAUAUAAGCGAUAUAAAUUGUGGUUAUAAUGAAUGUGUAGAGCCCUAGAGGAGAGCCCUGG
Messenger RNA from Ascoidea rubescens DSM 1968, 14249 nucleotides. RefSeq names its product AAA family ATPase midasin (gene REA1). Bases 225 to 14165 code for a protein of 4646 amino acids. Gene Ontology annotation, molecular function: hydrolase activity, hydrolyzing O-glycosyl compounds; ATP binding; ATP hydrolysis activity. NCBI's taxonomy places the organism in Eukaryota, Fungi, Ascomycota, Saccharomycetes, Ascoideales, Ascoideaceae. The transcript has a single exon. The record is from RefSeq and is a predicted model, not a curated record. Gene Ontology annotation, biological process: ribosomal large subunit assembly; rRNA processing; carbohydrate metabolic process. Gene Ontology annotation, cellular component: preribosome, large subunit precursor; nucleus.